GCUUGUUUUGUUUUUCUGUUUUUCUUUCGCUCGCGCCCGCAGCAGCCAGCCUCUGUGAGCCGGGUGUUUUUUCGGACAAGCGUGCCGAGAGACGUGCGACACUCGCCAAGCUGAUGCCGUUUGUUCGUCGCCCCUUCGGAAAAGGCUUCACGAUGGAGUAAAAAAAGGGCCCGCCUGCGCGACCGGCAACAUGCUGACGGCGGUGGCCCUCUGCUUGCUAGCUGUCGCCGGCGCCUGCUCGGCGGACGGGAGCGUCGGUUGCUCCUUCGUUGAGACGCUAUGCGAAGAGGACGAAUUCUGCUACGACGACGGUCUGUUCGGCCGCUGCGAAAGCGUGUCCCGCCUGGGCGCGGCCGACCUUUGGCGCCCCGAUCUGGACGUGAGCGGCGCCAAGCUGCUCGAGUCCGAACUGGAGCGCCUCUGGGAGCAGGGCUACCGCUGGCGCCACGUGUACAGCCAGUGCGUGGUGCGAUCGGCCCUCUCCGCGAUUCGCCACGGAAGACUGUACGACCCGGGCUUCUGCGCGCGGACACUGCGCAGCACGCUGCCCAUAGUGUCCGACGAAAUAGCGAUGGAGCUUGAGCACCUGAGCCCAGAUGACUUGGCCUUCAUCAAGUUCACACCGAACAGCGACCUGAAAGAAGGUGCCACGCCUCAGUUUGCCGAUGAGGUGUACUUCCCCCCUCUGGACAGUCCGGCCGUUCAAGGCGCCUUUCUCACGUCCGGUGAAGUUCUGUCCAGCGCGGAGGACAAGGCGGACGCAGCAGCCGCAGCUGCGGCCUCUCUCGGUGCCCUCAAGGAUGCCCUCAAAGCUCAGGCAAUGAAGAGGAAGGCUAAGAGCGCAGAGGUAGCCAAAGAAGACUCGAACGAAACCGAUGACGCGUCGACGGAUAGCGAGGACGUUGCGGGCGUGCUCAACUACCUGCGACAAGUGGCUCAGGACACGGCGUCGCUGCUGGACGAAAAUAAGGACCGCUACGACGUCUUCAUACCACCAGACGUCCCCGUCGUCGAGACGGAGCUAUCGUCCGACCUCAACCAGCGGCCAGUCUUCACCGAAGAAGGCAUCCAGUGGGUACCGUUAAGUCAAGGAGACGAAGCUCGCGCCGGAGAUGAAUCCGUGGCUGAACCGGCUCAGGCGCCCGCUGCAGCGACCGCCGCGGUGCUACCCGACGUGGAAGGCGGCCGUGACAUGGGUAGAGUGCUGAACGAGCCAGCUUCGUUGGAUGACUCCUCGUCCGCUUCUUCACCAAAUGGCGACGGCAGCUCGGCCGGUGUUGCCGCUUCCGCCACCGACGCGUCGUCUUCGUCGGCUGCCAUGGAUCGGCCGCCGUCUCCGUGGGAGUCGAAGCCCCACGGAUGGACCGACAGCCGCGAAGACUCCCUGAGGCUCGACGGCUGGAUGGAGUUUCCUAAAGAGACGCUCUAUCCUACGGGGGCCUACGAAGGUGACGAGCUCCUCGACAUCGGUGUGCGCCAAGACCCGGCGUUCCGGCGUCCCAUGCGCUACGACACCAAGAAGCCGGGUCCUACCUACUUCUACCACGAGCCAGAUUCAUCGGAGACCUCACUGGAAAACGUGGAAAAUGUGCGCCGAAUAAUGAUGGCCCAACAUCAGCGUAACAAGAUGCGCCUCGGGACUCAGGACGACGUCGGACAGGAGGAUGCUGUGCUGGACCAUCUCAAGGAAGUCGGUCAAGCUAACGGCAAGCGUCACGGCCUUGUCCCGACUGGCUCUAAGGAAAUGCUGGAGCACAGCUACCGGGGAGCUCUGGAAGCCGGCCCCACGCCUGACGGUUUCUACUCGGCGCUGGACUCCAGCAGCGCUUACAUCGUGCUCAACGAGGCCCCUUCGUCACAGGACGACGCUGACAGACUUGUGUCCGCUCUGCAGAGAGCGCUGUUGCUUCCCUCCGGUACCUUUUCUAACGUUCGGUUGGAAGGCAACCGGGUGAACUUCAAGGUGAAUCCGAACUCCCAAAACCUCAAUGCCACAACCGUGGCUGCCAAAGCAGAGAGCCUGGCGGACUCGCUGCACCAGAACUACACCAUCGUGGCGGCGGGCGUCGUCGGAGAGGCGCAGCUGGAACUCGUGCGUCCCAGCGAUGGUCGGAUGCUGGUGGCAACGCUGGUGGCCUGCGGAACCGUGCUUGUUCUCGUGGUGGCCGGAUCCGUGGCGUACCUGGUGCGCCGCGCCAGCCUGCGAUCCAAGGAGAAGUUGCACGGUCUCGCGCAGCCGGACACCGAACCAAGCCAAGACUAUCAGGACCUGUGCCGCCAGCGCAUGGCCGCCAAGAGCCACGAGAGCACCGAGCCCGUGCACGUGGCCACGCAGUCGCCCAAGCGAGUCAGCAGCCUGUCCCAGAGCGAGCCGUCCCAGCCCGGCUCCAGGUCGUCUACGUCAUCCUGGAGCGAGGAACCGGUGACGUCUAACCUGGACAUUUCCACUGGACACAUGAUCUUGUCUUACAUGGAGGACCACCUCAAGUGCAAGGACCGGCUCGACCGGGAGUGGGAGGCGCUGUGCGCCUACGAGGCGGACCCCUGCUCCACCGCGGUCGCCUCGCUCCCUGCUAACAUGAAGAAGAACCGCUACCCGGACGUCCUCACCUACGACCAUUCACGGGUGAUCCUCAACGACGUCUCCAACGCCAACGGAUCUGAUUACAUCAACGCCAGUACAAUCACUGACCACGACCCACGAAACCCGGCGUACAUCGCCAGCCAAGGACCCUUGCCACACACCACGGCUGAUUUCUGGCAGAUGAUCUGGGAACAAGGCAGUGUGGUGAUCGUGAUGCUGAGUCGCCUGAUGGAGAACGGAGUCGCCAUGUGUCAUCGUUACUGGCCCGAGGAAGGAAGCGAAGUCUACCACACCUACGAGGUACACCUGGUCUCCGAGCACAUCUGGUGCGACGACUAUCUGGUGCGCAGCUUCUACCUCAAGAACCUGAAGACCAGCGAGACCCGGACAGUCACACAGUUCCACUUUCUCUCGUGGCCAGACAACGGCAUCCCGGCUUCCAUCAAGGCUAUCCUGGAGUUCCGAAGGAAGGUGAACAAGUCAUAUCGUGGACGCUCGUGCCCCAUUGUCGUUCACUGCAGUGACGGCAUUGGAAGAACGGGAACCUACUGCCUGAUCGACAUGGUACUGAACAGAAUGGCCAAAGGAGCAAAGGAAAUCGAUAUCGCAGCCACUCUGGAGCACAUGCGCGACCAACGAGCCGGUAUGGUAAAGACCAAGGCCCAGUUCGAAUUCGUCCUGAUGGCCAUAGCCGAGGAAGUGCACGCCAUCUUGAAGGCGCUCUCCCACUGAGAGGUCUGCCGCGAGCCUGGCACUCACGGGGGCCGGCACAAAGCGGAUGAUUCCGCACCAGUCGUAGACGAUCACCUGACUCGUUGCAAGCCUGGCGACGUGCUUCCCCUCAUCGACUGAAUGGCGAAUGGCGACGCGUUGCUGACUUGAUGGACGUCUCUUUGUCUGCUUCCUUGUAUUCCCGCUCUGUUUAUUUUUCUCCAGUUUUCAAGAUGGCUGCAGAAAUGUGACCACUCAUUGUAUUUCUCUUUCUCUCAUUUACCCUCUCAUCUUACUUGGCAUUAUAGUAAGUCUAAGUCCGUUUGCUCUCUUAUUACCUUCUCUGCUCUCGAACUGUUGCACCAGCGUAAACGAGGUUCUUUUACCAUUUGAGGUCCUGUGUAUUAGCAAAUGUAUAGCCAUAUAAACACGGAAGUCUACAUAUAAUAAUUGAGCGAAAUUCGGAUUAACUUACUUUCCAUUAUCACACUUUUUAAGUGUUUGGGUGGGAGAGAAAUAGUUGUGGCUCACUUAAGAGACGUCUCGCGAAGUGAUGGCUGUCAGUACGUGAUGACUCCUGCACGCUUUUGGUCAAGUGCUUGCAGACACGCACGCCGUCUCCAAUGUCUACUCGCACAUGAGAUUGCUUAAAUAUUUUGUCCACGAACGGGCCUUCUUCUAUACAUUUCCUGAGAAUUUUAUUUAUUGAAUUAGACGCAGUCGGCGACGACCUAACGAACCGCUUGAACCCACACUGUCGUGUUUGUCUUCUUUCUAUGCUAGACGCGCUUAAGCGGUUACUGUAAACGCAGCCACUGCCUCAGAAAUGCGGCGUUGUCACCGACUUGGCUGACGUCACAAAAUCGGGCAGCCACCAUCGUUCUUCAUUUCUUGUUUUGUUUUUUAAUCCUCUCCUUUAACCUCUUUUUCACGUUAAGGAGUUACACUAAGGGGUGCUGGGUGCACAGAUUCAACUGUUUUCAUGAGUCUCCCCUUCACGUGCUAACUUACAUUUCGAAUGUACGUUCUAUUGCCACUAAGCUUUCGUCUAAGCCCAAACGUCUUCACGUUAAGAGGCAGACAAAGUUGUACGAAUGUUUGGAGAACAAGUAUGAAUGCGACACCGCGCAGGUAAGACACACACACACACAAGUACAUCUGGAAAAGCAGUCUUUGCACCAGCGUACAGCUAGGUGUGUGACGAUGGCGUCGAAUUGGGAGAAGCCGGCCAGUGCAGCGCGUUUCAGCCGCCAACUUCACGCGUCCCGAUUCCCAGUCUUUCUUUUUUUCCUCCUUCCCCAACGCGCAUCAGACGUCCGCAUUUGAACAAUCGCGAAAUGUGUGUGUGCAAAUGUCAAAACGGAACCCGAGGCCAUCCGCUCGGGAAUGUCGCCGCGUCAGCCGAUGUUGUAGUGUGAAACGCCUUCACGUCGCAUGCAUUUUUCGCCGCCUCGCCGAUUCUCCUGCGUAUGCAGUCCACCUGUGUUCAACUUUCCAAAUCAAGUCGACCAAGCGUUCAUUGAUGUGACGCGGCCGCAUCAGAUAGUACAGUUGUAGUAGCCUCCUUACGCCCGAAGCCAAACCAAACCAACCUUCCCUCCUCCCGGCCGUUUCUUUCUCCUCUCUCUCUCAAACUUGCACUUGCCCUCCUUCUUCUACUAGCCGAAUUUCCGUAGCUUGAGAACCAUGGCUAUGUUUGUAUCCGUAUUGCACAACAACCGACCAAAAGGAAAAAAAAACUGAAUGAUGUAAACACGUUUGUCUGUAGUAUCGUAUACAAAGAUAUAGUGUUGCGUGUAAAAACCCAGCUCUUUCGGAGCGUUUCAAGGAGUCGUCGUUAUAUGUUGCAUGAUCACUAAGUAUUCAAUUUCCCGUGCUUGAAGGAAAGAAGGAAAAGAUACAGUCGGCCAAUGGCGCACAUGUACGUAUCGCAUAUAUAUGCUGAUGUACAAACUAUUUUGGAGCACCCUUGCGAAAAAGAAAAAAAAAAGGCCUCUAUUUUUGACCUCCUCCGGGGCGCUUGUGCAUACGCGUCAUGCCUCUGUUAUUGCUGUGUGCGCGUGAGUGCUUCUGUUGACAAAAAAUGAUGUCGUGUUUUCACUCCCUGAGUAUUGUGUGGAGUUCUAACACUGCACGCAAGGAGCAAGAUGAAUAUGUGAUACAGAGAUUUAUCGAGCGUUGUCAUUCUGGAACGUAGCUUGUAGCAGUACUUGCUGAGUUUAGAAAGAGAGAUAUACGAGAUAUUGAAAAAGUUGAGAGGUUUUGUGAGCGAGUUGAAGUAGACGAUUGUUAGCUGCCUCGUGAGCCCACUUGAGGACGCGUAAACAAACUCAUUCGUGCAAUUCGAAGCAGGCAUCGGACAACGCAGUGCCAACAAAGUCAGUGCUGUACAAAUUACUCUGGCAGAAAAGAAAGUGUCCGGUAAUAUCGCAAAAUAAUCGAAGCGGAAUGAUACGGGAGGCAAGAACGAUUCCAACCGCUUGAGCACCUCACCUGAUUUCUCGCGUUGAUGCUAAGACACGAAUGAUUAGUGCGAAACUUAAGUUUCAAUGCUCCUCACUUUGAGAGGAGUCCUUCAUGACCAAAAUAAUAACAAUCAUAACAAAUUUUAAAAGCAGCCUAUCAUCGCAAGCGAAGAAUUCUUGCGAUAACAUUUGAUUGAAGUGAGUGCAGACUUUUCUUGUUGAAUGUGGCUAACUUUAUGCACGGAUGUCAAAUUUAUCGCCUCUGUUGGACUGCAUAAAAACACAUUUCAGGUCUGCCACUGGACGUUCGAGACGUCUUCCCUUUAAUGCGAAAACGGGUUAAAGCUAUCUUCACUUGUUUACUUGUUGAAUGCACUUCUUCAGAACGUCACUGGAACGUCAUAUAAAACAGAAUGUACAUAGUUCAAAAGAACUGUGCUCAGGAAACGGACAAGCAGCCCAACUGAGACAUUUUUGUUUCCCGACUUCAUUCGCACCGUUCUAAUGAACAAAGUUGGUUUCGUCGAAGCUGUCUUUACAUACCUUGGGCAUCUCGCCGUCAUAUCAGAAGACAAGAAGUUCAUUCGUGACUCUAGCUGCAAUCGCAAUUGGCCUCGACAAUUGCUUAUGGUCGCGCGACAGCACUCCUUUCUUCUGGCUAACGAAGGAAAACCCUCUUUCCCUUUUAAGCUAAAAUUGUUUUCUUCCCAUAAAAGCACAACUGAAUAAGAUCUGGGCUAGUGCCAAUGUCUUUUGAGAAACGCAGUUACCGGUGAGCUGUUUACAGGUUCUGUAGUUUGACCCGGUUCCCUUGCCUCAUCUUCGUUCCCAGGCACGAAAGGUAAACAAAGAAGUUAACGAAUAAACUUACGUAAAAAAAAGAUGACUCUAUGUCCCGUGAUCAUUGGUAGCUUGAUAUCAAACUACGUUGGUUCACGUUGGCACUCGUUUUAUGUGCACGCAACAACUGUCACACUUCACGUCAUAGCCUGUCGAGCUACACAACCCGGUACUGUCACGCUGUCGUAUGGCAGGUUAGCAGCGACCUUGUCAGUCAACAAUGCCCUUGUUUUCGAUUACGUAAGGGUACAGUUUUCUUCUAGUACACUGUAGUAAAGGCUACGCUAGCAUUUGUGAUGGGACGAUGUUGCCAACUCUAAAACAAUUUUCCGUCAACGGAUGAAAACAAAUCUAACACGUGAAGUCUGGUAGUAGCUGUAGGCACGAUCUCUCGCUGCGAUUCUGGUCCCCCGAGUAUUGAAAAUGAACCCUUGCUGUGCGAGCAACAGUGUGUGAUUUGAAAUCCAAAUAAUGAGGGAAAAUGCAAAACUCUGUUCAAUGACUAAUCUGACACUUGUUCCGUCGUAGCACUGUUGAAACGUCCUCCUCCUCCAUAGGCCCUCCACCAUAUUAUCCCUGAAUAAAUACGAACGUCAU
Messenger RNA from Rhipicephalus sanguineus (brown dog tick), 7197 nucleotides. RefSeq names its product receptor-type tyrosine-protein phosphatase N2 (gene IA-2). Gene Ontology annotation, molecular function: protein tyrosine phosphatase activity. The record is from RefSeq and is a predicted model, not a curated record. Gene Ontology annotation, biological process: protein dephosphorylation. The transcript is spliced from 25 exons. Lineage: Eukaryota; Metazoa; Arthropoda; Arachnida; Ixodida; Ixodidae. The coding region runs from base 191 to 3316 and encodes 1041 amino acids. Gene Ontology annotation, cellular component: secretory granule.